UAAGUUUGUUGUUGAAUUGAUAUAUAGCAGAUCGAGCUUGAAAGCUGAAAGUGAAUUGAAGGUAGUUGUGAUAAUAUGGGGAGAGUUGAGGCCAAUAAUGAAGCAGACACCCCCCAGAGGCAGUUCCAGAUGGGUGAAGCAGAACCAGCAGUUGCUUCCUAUGCUCCCAAAUACCUCCCACCUCAGCAGCCAGCAUCUGUAGGCGUCCCUUGGAGCACUGGAUUGUUUGACUGCCAUGAAGAUCAAACAAACGCUUUUAUGACAGCAAUUCUGCCCUGCGUCACAUUUGGUCAGAUAUCUGAGAUCCUGGAUACUGGAGAGAUGACAUGCCCUUUGGGGUCUUUCAUCUACCUGUUGAUGAUGCCAGCUUUGUGCUCCCAGUGGAUCAUGGGAUCCAAGUAUAGAACCAAGCUUAGGCAGAGGUAUAAUCUGGUUGAAGCUCCAUAUUCAGACAUUGUUUCCCACAUCUUCUGUCCUUGCUGCUCUCUCUGCCAGGAGUUCAGAGAGCUCCGAAUCAAAGGCCUCGAUCCAGCUAAAGGAUGGAAUGGCAUCCUUGCUGAUCAGCAGGCUGCACAAUAUCAAAACCAGCAAAUCAACAAUCCUCCCCCUCCUCAAUCCAUGUCCAAGUAGAGAUAGAUUCCCAUUUCCCCCCUCUUGUAUUCCUCACCAUUUAUAUAUGCUCGCGUUUGAAGCUGUUCUUCUGUGUGUAGUUUUGCAAGAAAUUUACAGGAUUAAGCUCUCAUUUCUGUACAUUUCAUUAUUAUUUAAACUAAAGAUUGAAUAAAGUUGUAAUCUUUAUUAUUUAUCAA
Messenger RNA from Ipomoea nil (Japanese morning glory), 809 nucleotides. Its product is annotated as protein PLANT CADMIUM RESISTANCE 8. The transcript has 4 exons. The record is from RefSeq and is a predicted model, not a curated record. Bases 76 to 630 code for a protein of 184 amino acids. NCBI's taxonomy places the organism in Eukaryota, Viridiplantae, Streptophyta, Magnoliopsida, Solanales, Convolvulaceae.